AGAGAUAUAAAUACGGCUCCCCCCUCCUCCUCUAUUUCAUCCCCCGUUCCGAUCGAUCGAAUUCAUUCAUUCAUCCAUCGCCAUGGAUCCUUGUCCUUUUCUCCGAAUCAACGUCGGGAAUUUAGCGUUGAAGUUCCCGGCCCAGUCUAGGUCGCCGCCGGCCGAUUCUUAUUACUGCAAAUUGAAGCUUUGCGGCGGCGGCGGGUUCCCCACUCAGCUCUCCACGGUGCCGGUGAUCCAGGAAUCCGACGAGGUGGUUGAGAGCAGGAUCCACGCGUGCUACACCCUGAGAAAAUCCGAUCUCGAGAGGCUGAGAGGCAAGGGGAAGAAGAGCUGCGGUUUGAGGAUCGAUGUUUUUGCUGCGAGGAGCGCGAUUGGGUGCGGGAUUUUGAAGGGGGCGAAGCGACUGGGGAGCGCGGUUUUGACGCUGGAUUUGAAGAGCUUGUCGACGGGAAUCGGGAGCAGAAGUGUGCUGUUCCAGAACGGGUGGAUCGCGAUUGGGGGUUCUGCGCAACUACAUGUUAAUGUCGGGUCCGAACCCGACCCGAGAUUCGUUUUUCAGUUCGACGGGGAGCCCGAAUGCAGUCCUCAGGUCUUCCAGGUCAACGGGAAUGUCAGGCAGCCCGUUUUCUCCUGCAAAUUCAGUUUCAGGAGCGGCGGCGAUUGGAAUUUGAGAUCCAGACCUUCGCUCUCAGAGCCCAGCACCUCAACCAGCUGUUUCAGUGGAUCGGCUGACAAUGUGAAGCCGGCAAAGGAGCGAAAAGGGUGGUCAAUCACCAUCCACGACCUUUCCGGUUCUCCGGUGGCCGCCGCAUCAAUGGUGACGCCGUUCGUCCCGUCUCCGGGAAGUGACAGGGUGAGCAGGUCAAAUCCGGGCGCCUGGCUGAUCCUCCGCCCCGGACAGGGCACAUGGAAGCCGUGGGGCCGCCUGGAAGCAUGGCGGGAGUGCGGGGCCGGCGACCAGCUCGGUUUCCGGUUCGAGCUGAUCCCCGACGGGAUAACUGACACCGUCACUUUGGCGAACUCGACGAUCAGCAUGAAAACCGGCGGCAGCUUCAGCAUCGACAUCAUGAACGGGCCGACCCCGAUGACGAGCCCGAGCAGCAGCUUCGACUUCAGCUCCGGGUCCUGGUCCGGCCCCGGAUCGGAUAUGGGAUCGACUCACGGGUCCGGGUCAUGGGCGCACCUGCUAUACAGAGGGUUCGUGAUGUCAGCGGGAGUGAGCGGCGAAGGGAAGUGCGGGAAUACGGAGGUGGAGGUCGGGGUGCAGCACGUGAGCUGCACGGAGGAUGCGGCGGCGUUCGUGGCGCUGGCGGCGGCGCUGGAUUUGAGCAUGGAUGCUUGCCGCCCGUUUUCUCAGAAGCUCCGGAAAGAGCUGAGACAGUCGGGUCAAGAAUGACAGUAAUCGGGUCGUUCUUUAUUUGGUUAAGUUUUAAUUUUGUAGUACGUUUGUAUAUUGGCAUUCAUUCUUUUUUUCGCGUGUGGUGACCAAUUUUUCUAUUUGAUUUUUGGAUUGAUUUUCAUGGCCUCAAUUUUUUCACACUUUAAAUCAAUCUAUAGCAAUUCACUUAUUAGACUAGGAAACUAACAUUGUGAUUUAUCUUUUAUUCUUAUACAUAUUUUUAAAUAAAACAAUUAAAAAACAAAAGCUUAUAAGAAAAAAAUAGUCCUUUU
This is a messenger RNA of Cuscuta campestris, 1674 nucleotides long. Lineage: Eukaryota; Viridiplantae; Streptophyta; Magnoliopsida; Solanales; Convolvulaceae. The record is from the annotation of a GenBank genome assembly.